Colletotrichum higginsianum IMI 349063 is the source of this 1533-nucleotide messenger RNA. RefSeq names its product Flavonoid 3',5'-hydroxylase. Bases 1 to 1533 code for a protein of 510 amino acids. Gene Ontology annotation, molecular function: heme binding; iron ion binding; monooxygenase activity. The transcript has 3 exons. The record is from RefSeq and is a predicted model, not a curated record. Lineage: Eukaryota; Fungi; Ascomycota; Sordariomycetes; Glomerellales; Glomerellaceae.
AUGGCCAUCCUCACCGUCGGCAACCUUGUGUUGCUCUCCGUCGCCUACGUCGCGUGGAAGGUGCUCUAUCAGAUCAUCUACUAUCGCUUCUUUCACCCGUUGGCAAAGUUCCCUGGCCCGUUCUGGGGUUCCGUCACCCGACUAUGGAUCACCUACCAUAACAUCAAAGAGGACGAGUGCCAAGUCAACCGGGAACUCCACCGCAAAUAUGGCCCUGUUAUCCGUAUUACGCCGACGAUGCUGCUCGUCAGUGACGCUACCAAGCUACCUGAAGUAUACUCGCGUAAUGCGAACAAAUCGAAGCAUUACAUUACUGGUAGCUUCGGUAAAACGGAGUCUCUGUUCAACAUGCAGGAUGCGCGCACGCACUCGCGCUUUCGCAAGAUUGCCGCGGCGCCCUACUCGUUUAGCAACAUCAAGAAGAUGGAGCCUCUUUUCGACGUGAACAUUGAGCGCUGGAUCGCCCAGCUGGACGAGCGCUUCGCCCGCCCCAACGCCCGGUUCGAUUUCGCUCCCUGGGCCGUCUACAUGGCCUACGACAUCAUCUCCGAGGUCGGCUUCGGCCAGCCCUUCGGCUUCAUCGAGCAGGGCAAGGACGUCGAAGGCCUGAUCCAGGGCUUCCACGACGGUCUGGUGCCCUUCGGCAUCAUGGCCCGCCUAUACCCCUUCACAAACUGGGUCAAGAGCACCUGGUUCGGCGAGAAGUACCUGAUCGCCUCUCCCGAACAGGACUCGGGCAUCGGCACUCUCAUGCGCUUCCGUGACAAGCUUAUCGCCCAGCGCUACAAGGAUAUUGAGAGCGGGACGACCGACGGCCGCAUUGACCUGCUGCAAACGUUCAUUGAGGCACGUGACGAAAAGGGCGAGCCAUUGGAGCUUGACUACAUCAAGGCUGAGAUCCUACUUGUGCUGCUUGCUGGCGCCGACACUACAGGCACCGCCUUCCAGGCUAUCAUACUGUAUAUCCUGUCAAACCCAGACGUCUAUGCCAAGAUGAUGGCUGAGCUGGAUGCUGCCACGCGUGCCGGUCACUUGUCAGCAAUGCCGCAGUACGAGGAGGUACUGCAGCAUUGCCCGUACUAUGUCGCGUGCGUCCGCGAGGCGAUGCGCCUCAACCCAUCAGCGCCCAACAUCUUUCCGCGGCUCGCGCCUCAGGGGGGCAUACAGCUGGAUGGCCGGUUCGCGCCUGAGGGUACUGAGCUCACAUGCAACCCGUGGUUGGUACACCGCGACGAAGCCAUCUAUGGACCCGACGCGGACGAGUUCCGCCCGGAGCGCUGGCUUGAGAGCGAGGAGCGUACCAAGGAGUUGCUCAAGUACAACAUGGCCUUCGGCUAUGGCGCCCGUGAGUGCCUGGGCCGCUACAUCGCUUGGAUGGAGCUGUUCAAGGGCCCGCUGCAGUUCUUCCGCACUUUCAAGCCCGAGUUCACCAACAAAGAGCAGCCUGCCCGUUACCUUGUCAAGGGCGGCGUGAGCUACUUCGAGGACAUGGGGAUGAAGAUUGAGCGCCGGCCGCAGGUACAGCGUGUAUGA